AGUAUAAGAAGUGGUAGAUCUUUUCUGUGCCAUUUCUAUGCUUUCAGUUUAGUUUGUCUUAAACUACAAUAUUUUGGCGUAUGGAAAAGAUUUCACAGCGGUUUAGUGUGUAGAGAAUCAUUGGACCAUCUUGCUUGUUUGUAGCAAAACAUUAGUUUCAGCAACCAGGAAGUGGCGGUGUGAAUUUUGCAUAGUGCAUCUUUAACAAAAAUCCCCUGUACAGAAGACACCAUGGUCCAGUGACUUAUGUUUAAUGUAAUGGAACUGAGCCAUGAUCAAGGGCUAGUGGGUGUCCUCCACGAUGUGCUGCAUGUCAUGAGACGCCUUUCUCGAUCAAAGAGAAGAUUUACACGUUUUUGGAUUACUUCGUGCAAAAUGUUUUUUUUUUUUACAUUUUCUCAAUGCGAACUGGACAUGGCCAUUUUGAGACUCUUGUUUCCAUGAAUUGAGAAUGAAGACUAUUGCUAAGACCUCAUUUGGCGUCCCGUUUGCCACCGCCACCUGCUCUAUCUCUGCCAAGAGUGCCUUCCGUUUGAUCUUCAUGUGGCGGACUCUCUUUAGAAACCUGCACUGUAACCGGUCUCUUCAGGAGAAGCUCUUUGCAGAGAUCCCAUUCCCACCACACAAGUACUGGGUCCAGUGGCUGGUUCUGGAAGAGACUGUUCCUCUGCCCUCUGUGAGACUGCCUUGCACUGACAUAGAGAGCUUAUGGGGAAUUGAGAAGGAAGUGUUGGAAGCUAAAGUCCAAGUGUUUUGUUCUUUGGCAGAGAAAGAUGAGGAUGAGGGCAGAAUGCUGAAGUUCGACUGGAAGGAGCUGUAUGCCUUGGCUCUUGAGCACCAUGGAAGCAUUGCCAAGGUUUUCCAGCAUGUUCUCAACCAACAGAGCAAUGACCACUAUGAGCUGGAGGCCAUGUUCAGUCAGUACAGCCAGUGUCGCUUCCAGUGGCUCUUCACCUACUGGUUGUUCCGCCAGCCAGCGCCCUUCGCUAGGCAGCUCAGGGCCAUCUACCUGCAGUGGCAGAAGCACAGCAAGAGGAAGGUGGUGUCCUGGGGAGGCACGUUGUGUGACAUCAGGUACCUGGCCUCAUUGCAUCACAUCACCAGCGACUACUGGCGGGGCAAGCUGGCCCAGGGUGACGAGACUGUGGGAAUUCAGACGGUGGAAAACUAUUUCUCCAUGUGCAAAUCCCUGGUGGCCUGGAUUUUAGGGCGUGACUGGGGCAGAUUGAAACGCAAAAAGGUGUAUGAGGACACGCUGGAGGGUGUGUACCUGCUGCUGAGGAGGGAGAUGCAGGAGACCCUGGUGGAGCACGAGAGGUUCUGGCAGGUGGCCAAGGUCCAGAUGACCCGAGUGUGCACCCUGGAGGAGACUGCUGUAAACUACGUCAACUGGAAGAUGAUUGCAACGCUGCCCUACUACAAGCUGUACAUGGUGUCAGGCAACAUGGUGUACUUAGACCAUGUGCAGGGCUUCCUCCACAGGAAGAGGCUGGUCCAUGACUGGUUCUUCAUGAAGGAGAACACCUGGGUCAGACAGCUGCUGCCUGGUGACCUCUACCCUCUGCUGGAGUUUGACACCAAGAUCUCCCAAGACAGCCUGCACGGAGACUCCAUGCCAGCCCAGCUGAGCAGGGUGAUCUGGCUGUACCUCCACUCUGGACGGCAGCUCUACCUGGAGGCAGUGAAAGGCCUGGUGCUGCAGUGUGCUCAGGCCAGUCUGGGCCACUUCUGCAGCCUCUCCCCUGGCGCCUCUGUUCAGCCCGUUGUCAGCUAGCUGGCUAACAGAUUGACCACUCUGUUUUUAGAGCCUCGACGAGAUGUACAGUACCCCUUUUUUUUUCUUCACUGGAUCCAAUGUCCACAGUGCUUUUUAUCACUUUUUACUGUAUUUUAUCACCACUCAGAUUUUAGCUGGUGGGCUGGAAUUAAUCUAGAUUUUUAACUUUUUAAUCUUUAUCAAUAGUUAAUGAAAUGUAGGCUAUUGAUGUACAUUGUAGAAACCUUGUUUGCUGUCAUGUAAUUACUCUACAGCCAACAUUUGGGGCAAACCAUUGAAGUGUUGGCAUUGAUCAAUCAUUCUCAAAUGGUGGUACAUUUUUUCAAAGCCUAACAAUUCUUGGCCGAUUAACAAAGGCUAGAAACUUAACAGUGCUGGGUUGCUGUAUAAUGAAUAAACAACUCUGACAAACUUU
Molecule: messenger RNA, 2192 nt
Organism: Salmo salar (Atlantic salmon)
Lineage: Eukaryota; Metazoa; Chordata; Actinopteri; Salmoniformes; Salmonidae
Product: F-box protein
Molecular function (GO): protein binding
Source: RefSeq, a predicted model, not a curated record